This is a messenger RNA of Electrophorus electricus (electric eel), 5281 nucleotides long. The record is from RefSeq and is a predicted model, not a curated record. Lineage: Eukaryota; Metazoa; Chordata; Actinopteri; Gymnotiformes; Gymnotidae.
GAGGCGGCCUCGGGCCGAGAUGCCACUGUGUGCCCUGCCAGUCGGCGGUGGAUCCUGAGGGGCAGGAGGUGCCCACCGAGUGCAGGGGGCAGAAGACCAAGCACACUGACCACGACAUGAACCUGUGCUGGAACGAGAUCAAGCGCAAGUCCCACAACAUCAGGGUGCGGCUGGAAGCCUUCUCAGACAACAGCGGAAAGCUGCAGAUCUCCUUGCAGGAGAUCAUCGAAUGGCUCACGGCCAAGGACGAGGAGCUGUCCGAGCAGCUGCCCAUAGGGGGCGAUGUGGGGGCAGUACAGCACCAGCGGGAGUUCCACCAGGCCUUCAUGGAGGAUGUGAAGUCCAGGGGGCCAUUCAUCUACUCUGUGCUGGAGUCUGCCCAGGCCUUUCUGACGCAGCACCCAUUCCAGGAGCCUGAGGAGACGCUGCCAGACGGCAAAGAGGUGUCUCCGAGGCGACGCAUGCUGAACGUGAGCCGCUCCGUGUGGAAGCAGGCAAACGUGACCAGCGACCUUUGGGAGAAGCUGACGGCACGUUGCGUGGACCGCCACCGGCACAUGGAGCGCACCCUAGAGCGGCUGCUGCAGGUGCAGGCAGCCAUGGGUGAGCUGGCGGCGGCUCUGGAGCAGGCCGAGGGCGUGCGCGAUGCCUGGGAGCCUGUCGGAGACCUCUUCAUCGACUCACUGCAGGACCACAUAGAUGCCACCAAGCUCUUUAAGGACGAGCUGAUCCAAGUGAAGGAGGGCAUGAAGCAGAUCAAUGACCUGGCCCACCAGCUGGCCAUCUCCGACGUGCACCUGUCCAUGGAGAACGCCCGUGCCCUGGAGCACCUCAACAACAGGUGGAAGCUGCUGCAGGGUUCUAUCGAGGAGCGCCAGCAGUUGCAGGACGCCCACAGAGACUUUGGCCCCGGAUCGCAGCACUUCCUCUCCAGUUCCGUGCAGAUACCUUGGGAGCGCGCUAUAUCCCCCAACAAAGUGCCCUACUACAUCAACCAUCAGGCUCAGACAACCUGCUGGGACCAUCCAAAGAUGACAGAGCUGUAUCAAGCACUGGCGGACCUGAACAACAUCAAGUUCUCCGCCUACCGCACGGCCAUGAAACUGCGGCGGGUGCAGAAGGCUCUGAGACUGGACCUGCUGAAACUCACCAGCUUGGUGGAGGUGUUCAGAGAGCAGGAGCUACAGCAUGGCGAGUAUGUGAUGGAUGUGGUGGAGGUGAUCCAUGCGCUAACCGCCCUGUACGAGAGAUUGGAGGAAGAGCGGUCCAUCCUCAUCAAUAUCCCUCUCUGUGUGGACAUGUGCCUGAACUGGCUGCUCAACGUCUACGACAGUGGCCGGAAUGGUAAGAUGCGUGUGCUGUCUUUCAAGACAGGCCUGGUGAGCCUAUGCAAUGCCGACAUCCAGGAGAAAUACCAGUACCUGUUCAGUCAGGUGUGUGGGCCCAGUGGCCUGGCGGAUCAGAAGCACCUUAGUGUAUUGCUGCAUGAGGUCAUCCAGAUCCCCCGGCAGCUGGGUGAGGUGGCUGCCUUCGGGGGGAGCAACGUGGAGCCCAGCGUGCGGAGCUGCUUCCGAAUGGCUCCGGGGAAGCCAGCCAUCGAGGUAGCCCACUUCCUGGAGUGGAUGGGCCUGGAGCCACAGUCAGUGGUGUGGCUGCCUGUCCUGCACCGCGUGACUGCGGCCGAGUCGGCCAAGCACCAGGCGCGGUGCCACGUCUGCAAGCAAUGUCCCAUCAGGGGCUUCAGGUACCGGAGUCUGAAACAGUUCAACGUGGACAUCUGCCAGACGUGUUUUCUGACCGGACGAACAACCAAAGGCAAAAAGCUCCAUUACCCCAUCAUGGAGUAUUAUACGCAGACCACCUCCGGGGAGAAGAUGCGGGACUUUGCUAAGACUCUGAAGAACAAGUUCCGAUCAAAGCAGUACUUCAGCAAGCACCCUCAGAGAGGCUACCUGCCAGUGCAGACACUCCUGGAGGCUGAGAGUGGCGAAACGCCAUGUUCCUCUCCACGGCUGCCCCAUGCGGACACACAUAGCCGGAUCGAGCACUUUGCCAGCAGGCUGGCAGAAAUGGAGAGCCAGAGUUGUUCCUUCUUCACUGACAGCCUCUCUCCUGAUGAAAGUCUGGAUGAAGAUCAGUACCUCCUCCAUCACCCCAGCCCCGCCCUGGAGCAGGACUCCCCGCCUGGGCCACACCCACUCGCCCACCUUGACUACCACAACAAGGAGGAGCUGCAGCGCACGCUGGCCCGGUUGGAGAACGAGAACAGGAUGCUGCAGAGCGAGUACCGCCGCCUGAAAUGGAGGCACGAGGAGGCGGCGGCAGCCGCCUCCAACCCGGGCGCGGCGGAGGGGGGCGCGGCCUCGCCCGUCGGCCAGCGCGACGAGGAGCUCCUGGCUGAAGCCCGGGUCCUGCGGCAGCACAAGAGCCGCCUGGAGACCCGGAUGCAGAUCCUGGAGGACCACAACAAGCAGCUGGAGUCGCAGCUCCGCAGGCUCCGUGAGCUACUGCUGCAGCCCAAAGAUGACUCGGAGGCCAACGGCUCAGCUCCAUCCUCUCUAUCUUCACCUCACCAGGGGGGGCCACCGAGCAGAGAGACCACAGAGACUGACGCUGCAGGGGACGAUUUGGACCACGAGCAGAACACAGUGCUGCAGUUGCAGGAGGUGAUCGAGCAGCUGAGGAACGUCUUCCCCUCUGAAUCGGGCCAUUGAGGAGGAUGUGACCCGGGACCGAGAGGCCUGCUGUUUCGCAGGUGGCACGUCGCUCCGCUCACUCCGGGCCGCGUCUGCGGCGUGCAAGGCAGACAGACAGGCAGAUGGACCCAGCAGAGCUGGAUGGCCCUCGUUCCCAUUCCUGUGGCCCCAGGGCCCCGCGGCCUGGCCGAGACAGCCGGCGGGUCCCCCGUGUGAUAACUAACCACCAUCCUCCUAGUGCCAAAGGCCAGCGAUUGAUCCGUGCACUGUGCUAACCAGCCGCCUGCAGCAGCGAACAGGCCUGUGGGGCUCCUCCGGUACAGCACAGCUCCCUCUCAGCCAAUCAGGCACUGAGAGGGAAGGAAGCCCCUUCUACUUACACCAUGUGCCAGCAACUGCGCUUUCCUUAUUUAUUUGUAUUUUUUUAUUUACUCUUGCCUGCUCAUGCAACACAAAGAUUUGCGUGCGCAGGCCAGGCUGGUCCUCCCGUGGCCUCUGAGAAGAGCAGAUUACUCUGCGCCAGAGGGAGGCACAGUGAGCUUUAUUUGUUCUGUCAGGUUGACACAUCCGCAACAUAAGCCAUCAUUGCAUACAUUAUUAAGUACGGUGGUACUCUGAUUCAUACCACCCACAUCUUCCCCCCAACUCUCUCUCUCUCGUACGCUCUCUCUGACCUUCUCGUCUGUGCUAUUAUAUUUGCCUUUCACACAAACUCAACACGCAUACAUGUCGCUGUCUAUAUCCAAAGGAUCAGUGAGGAGCUAAGUGGUUACUUUCCAGCCGUUUGGCUUGCCGGGUGUGGGGGGGAGACGUCCCUCGCCGAGGGCGAUUUGUAGUGCAGCAGUUUUCUGCGAAGGCUCUCGCCCUAAAGAGGUCGAGCCUUCACUGUGACCCGCACAGACCGAGGGGCGACUGAGGGCCUGGAGCCGCGGCAGACAGCCCCGCUGACCCCGGAGCAACUCCCACCCCGACAGACACCCUGUGUCCACAGCACACGCCUUAACUGCUGCUGACCUGGUGCCAGGUGUCUCUUAAAAACAUUAGCCUUACAAAACACUUGUCCCUCCCUCUCCCUCUCUCUCUCUCUCUCUCUCUCUCACCCACUUCAUCUUCUCUGAUGGGGAAAAAACUACAGGCUCAGCAUAGUGCAGGAUUGCUUUACAUCACGGUUUAGGAAGUGGGGCAGCACAUCAAUCCCAUUCUUCCUAAGCACAGAAAAAGGGUUUUCUUUCCUAUUGAGAGGUCUGUCGGGGCGGUCUGAUGUCUGCGAAAGGAAAAUGUGCAGGAGAGACCACCGGAGUGCAGCCCACGGGGGUGUGGCAGCAGGAAGUGCAGCAGUGGCAUCGAAGAGAUCAGCGGCGGAAAUGCUCACUUGGGUGGGUUGUGCCGUAGCAGCCCCAUAGAUGUGAGAAUAGGAGAGAGAGAGAGAGAGAGAGAGAGAGAGAGAGAGAGAGAGAGAGAGAGAGAGAUUUAUUGAUUCUUCGAUUGUUCCACUAAACAUACUGAACUCAUUUAUCUCCUUUCACAAGUAGUAGUGCAUGAUUUUUCCCAAGAAGCUCUGUCCUUCAGUCUGUUCUCCGGCCCUUUUCUGAGCUGGAACGCUCAUAUUUGACAUAAUAAUGCAGCACGCGCUCUUUGUUUUUGAUGGAGUUGCUAGGGAACUGUCCCUGUUGCUAUCUGGAAAGGCGGCGCAUCUCUCAUAAUAAAGCAGAUGAAAAUAAGCUUGUAGAGGGGGAUGGAGAAAGACUUCUCGAGGGUGGGUGCCUUUUCCAGCCAAGCUGCCUGUCACCGUUUAGCUGGAAUAACGCUUCAAGAUCAACUUCUGCUGCAUCCAGCAGGCUAACACACUCAGAUAACAUACAGAAGUGCACGUACAAUAUACGUUCAGGUUGUUACUGUUUAUUCAUCUCUCUUCCCAUAAUACAUAUGCAGAUUUUAUUUAUCUUUCUCUCUUUUCCCACUGUUGCCAGCGCUGUGAAUCUACCCGUGCAUUUUUUUUCAGUGCCAGGAUGUAACGAAUCUCGGCAGGAGGGCGGAGGGGGGUCCGUAGGCGCCGGUAGCUCCUGGGCCGCGUAGCAUGGCUGUGCGGAUCAGCCUUGGGUCGCAGUGGUGCUCCGUGCCGUUGCUAAGGGCUGUCUCGGCCGGUUUUAGCUGCACAUGCUCAUUAUUGUGAUUGGAAAGUAGCAGGCCUGCAGGUUGUGACCCCGCAGGCUGGCCUUGACUCUCUUGGCAACCUUGUUUUGCUCGCUACAACACAGGGCAUUGAAUUAACUUCUGAACCGGUGCAUUACUUUCAUCAGUCCUGUUGCCUCAUGCAGCUCUGCUAACUUGAUAAUUACAAACAUUCCACUGUGCUUCUCUUCAGUCUCUUUUAACCUCCGUGUUCUGUGUUCAAGUGUGUAUCGAUUUGUAAUGUUGCCUUUUUUUAAAUUACAUAAUACAUUGUCUAUUUGUCUCCUUUGUUUUUUUUUUAAUUUAUAUAAAAUGUUUGUGAAAGGAAAAGCUUUUUAAAAAAAAAGAAAUGGGUUACUGGCUGCUUUCUACUCAUUGUGUACAGAGAAAUAAAUUUGUAUUUGUUAUACACA